Messenger RNA from Bactrocera oleae (olive fruit fly), 5909 nucleotides. RefSeq names its product phosphatidylinositol-binding clathrin assembly protein lap (gene lap). Lineage: Eukaryota; Metazoa; Arthropoda; Insecta; Diptera; Tephritidae. Gene Ontology annotation, molecular function: clathrin heavy chain binding; phosphatidylinositol-4,5-bisphosphate binding; SNARE binding. Gene Ontology annotation, cellular component: clathrin-coated pit; extrinsic component of presynaptic endocytic zone membrane; synaptic vesicle. The record is from RefSeq and is a predicted model, not a curated record. Gene Ontology annotation, biological process: clathrin coat assembly; clathrin-dependent endocytosis; synaptic vesicle budding from presynaptic endocytic zone membrane.
UGUUAUCAAUUCGAACAAAAACACAGCUGGUUGUCAGAGUUUCAGAUUCUUGCAAUUUUCAUCUAAUAGAUGUCAUGAUCAAUCAAUUGUAAUAUUACAACACCAUUUUAGGUACUAAUAAAUAAAGCAAAAGUCAGCCAACGCACAUUAAAAAAAGAAAAGUCGGCUGGCAAUACCUACAAUUAUAAAUGUCAAAUAAAGCAGAAUCCAAUUAGAAGUGGCAGCAGCAGGAAAAGCAGAGGAAUCAAAAUCGACGUCCAGAAAGUUUUUUCUCCCAAACGAUUGACACGAAUCACACAUACAUGGUUAAGAAAAGAGUGGAGAGGUGUUGGAACUCAAAUUGGAAAAAUCGAAAGAAUAAAAUUUAAACUCGCGCAGAAUUGUGAAGAAUAAACUUUAAUUGUAUUCAAAUUCUUAGCCAAAUAGUAAUUAUAAAAGAAAUAUUAUAUGAAUUGAGUGCAAAAAAUUUGUUGGUGCAAAUUAAAGUGAAGAAUUUAAAGCGCUGUGCAAAAGCCGAAACCAGUUGGUUGGAAAAAAUAUAAAAGGCGAAACGUGAUAAACAAAAAUUGUAAAAAAGGAAAUAACGGUACUUUAAACAGACAGUAAUAAUAGUUGUCAAGCAGUGAGCGUAAACACCAUAACUAUUCUAUCACUGACUUCAAGUCCAACUCCAGCUUCGAACUCUGCUAAGAUAGCACCAGAAAAACGCACAGCAAAUUAAAAAGCGGCAGCAUCAUGACUAUGGCAGGGCAGACCAUCAACGAUCGGCUCUUGGCAGCGCGACAUAGCCUUGCCGGUCAAGGCCUGGCUAAGUCAGUGUGCAAGGCCACCACAGAGGAGUGCAUCGGGCCCAAGAAGAAACAUUUGGAUUAUUUGGUACAUUGCACGAACGAACCGAAUGUCUCCAUACCACAUUUGGCCAAUUUACUUAUUGAACGCUCACAGAAUACCAACUGGGUGGUGGUCUAUAAAGCGCUGAUAACCACUCAUCAUUUGAUGGCAUAUGGCAAUGAGCGAUUCAUGCAGUAUUUAGCAUCCAGCAACUCAACGUUUAAUCUCAGUAAUUUUCUGGACAAAGGCGGGGUGCAAGAUGGCUUAUCGGCACCGGGUGGCAGAAUGGGCUAUGACAUGUCUCCAUUCAUACGACGCUAUGCCAAAUACUUGAAUGAGAAGUCACUCUCAUAUCGUGCAAUGGCUUUUGAUUUUUGCAAAGUAAAGCGCGGCAAAGAUGAGGGUUCUCUGCGGACAAUGAAUGCCGAUAAACUGCUUAAGACAUUGCCAGUACUUCAGGCGCAGUUGGAUGCGUUAUUGGAGUUCGAUUGUCAAGCCAAUGACUUAAGUAACGGUGUCAUCAACAUGAGUUUUAUGCUGCUCUUCCGCGACUUGAUACGUUUGUUUGCGUGCUAUAAUGAUGGCAUCAUUAAUUUGCUCGAGAAAUAUUUCGAUAUGAACAAGAAGCAUGCACGCGAUGCUUUGGAUCUGUACAAAAAGUUUUUGGUACGCAUGGAUCGUGUUGGUGAAUUUCUCAAAGUCGCUGAGAAUGUUGGUAUUGAUAAAGGUGACAUACCUGAUUUAACUAAAGCUCCCAGUUCUCUCUUGGAUGCUUUGGAACAACAUUUAGCUACUUUGGAGGGUCGCAAAGUAUCCGCCGCCAAUACACCAACUCAAUCAGCAAGCUCAUCCUUCGGCACGGCCGCCGCAUCAAGCAAAUUCGACACGACCAAUGGCAUCGAUGAGCAAUUGAAAGCCCAGGUAUUAGCCGAAGAGGAGGCUGCAAUGAACCAAUACAAACAAUCGAAAGUCUCUUCACCCACUGCAGGCGGUGCUGGUGCUGCACUAACAAAUCCAUUCUUAUCGUCGCCGCCAGCCAGUAGUGCUGGCGCACCGAUAGUUGAUCUGUUUGGUGCAGCUCCGGCAACGGCUGCUGGCUCGACUGGUGCCGCCGGUGCAGGCAGUACUGCGGGUGGCACAAAAGCCUCCGAUGACUUGCUACAAUUGGGAAAUCCAUUUGCUGAUAUGUUUGAUGCACCAGUCGGUGGUGUAGGCACUGGUGGCGGUGUGGCAGCAGCAACAGGUGGUCCACAGAAUGUCAAUAAUAUUUGGAUACAUAAUAAUGGUUUCAAUGGUGCGCCUUCAGCGGCUGCUAACGCUUUCGUCUCGGACAGCAAUUUUUCAUCCGUUUUUGGUAACACUGAACCAGCCGCUGCUGCUGCAUCCUCCUCCGUAACGGACUUACCAAAUCCAUUCUUUGACACUAUGGAAGCGCCGCUAUUUGGCGCACAGCAACAACUGCACCAGCAAAUGGAAUUUUCAACCCACAGCACCGCUGCCGCUUAUAUGCCACAGGGGGCUCAAGCCGCGCAAACGCUAUUUAUGAAUACAGCAACUAUGGUGGCGCCGGCGUCACAACAAUUCCCACCAGGCUUUGAUGCUCUGGGUGAUGUACUUAAACCUGGCAUCACUUCCACGCAUCCAGCCGCUUCCAAUCAAACAACUAUUGUCACUGCAGGUGCUCUGGGUAUGGCUGGUAGUCAGCAGCAGCAGCAACUACUCACCCAACAACAACAACAACAACAACAGUUUCAACAACAACAACAACAAACACAGCCAACUAAUACUGGCAAAAUACUCACUGGCGAUUUGGAUAGUUCGCUUAUGUCACUUGUAGAUAAUCUGAAUAUAAAUAAAUCGAGCAGUGCAAAACCUGUGCAAUGGAACUCACCGAAAAAUACAGCGAAACCCGGUGCUAAUUGGACACCUCAACCAAUGGCUGCUACAACUGGUGCUGGCUAUCGUCCAAUGGCACAUGGCAUGACAGUAAGUCCUGCGCCUAUCACAAUCCAAAACCAUCCGUAUAUUCACGCUAGUUAUCCUGUUAUACCAAAUUAUAUGCAGCAGGGAAUGCCGGUGAUGGGACAACCUAUGAUGGGCCAAGCCCCUUUGACUGGCGUACAGCCGACGAUGGCGCCAAUGAUGGCAGCGGCGCCCCAAGCGCUGCACAGUAGUGCGAUAACAAUGCAACCGCAAUCGAUCCACCAACAACAACACAAUGGCAGCAAUAAGGGAGCGCUACCGGAUCCAUUCGGCGUAUUAUAAGAUGGUUGAACUGACAGCCGACAUGAGCAACACUAACAACCAUAACAACCCAACUACGAGUAAGCGCAGCGGAGCUGCUGCAUAGACGUGUGUGGCGCCAUCCAACAACAAUUCGCAUAAUCAAACCACAUUUAAAACUAUGGCAGGGGGGUAUACAAAAAUGAAAAAAAAUUAACAAAGAUUGCUGAAAUGUGCUGACAAGCGGAAUGGGGGCGUGGCCGUUGAGUGGGGGUGCAUAAAAUAGCUUAGCUGUGGUAGAAAAUGUUGAUGCCUUCCAUUUGAAAGGGGACGCGAACAAGCGAGGUGCGUGUAGAGCAAGUUGUGAAUGUCAUUCAUACAAAUAUAAUAAAAAAUUAUAAUAAUAAUAAUAACAAAAACAUGUUUGAAAUUAUAAAUUAAAUACAAUUGAAUACUAUUAUGAUUAUAUUAUAUUAUAUACAUUAAAUGCAAGCAAACAUAAAGAAGAAACAAAAUGUAAUGAAGGAGCGUUAAAAUUAGUAAAUAAACAAAGUGAAUACCAUAAAAUACAUUAUUGUAUUGUACUAUUUCUUAUAAAUAUAAUUAUUCUAUUGUAUUAUGUAACUGCAAAUACCAUUACCAAUCACAAAGAGCGUUAAUUGAAAUGUGUAAAUUAGCAAACCACAAAACCACAAAAAGUUUUAAAAAAUAAUCGGCAAAUAUAUAAAUUACACGCAGCAUACUUACUGUUAUUAUGUAUAUAUACAUAUAUGAACCAGAUAUUCGUAUCUAACUGUAUAAACAUACACAGAUGUAUAUGAAUAAUGCAAAACCUUCUAUAAAUUAGUGAUGUUAGUGACACUCAAAGCUGGCACGCUAAUAUUAAAUUACCAAAAUAAAAGUUUCAAUAUUAUAUACAGAGCAGAAAAAUACGCAAAGAAAGUAGUUUGAAAAAAACAGAAAAAAAAUUAAAAAAAUACAAAAUGGAUGAUGCGUUAUCAGUAAAAGGUACUAAGGGUAUUUGUUGUAGUUUGUAUAAUGUAAAGUUGGCGUCAAAUAUAUAUGUAUCUAAAAGAGUUAAUUUAUAAAUUAUAUAACACGCAAAAGUAGCAGAAAAAAAAUUAACGCAGCAGCAAGUAUAGUGUAAAACAAAGCAAAAACAAUUAUAUUGUCCCGUUGAAUAUAUGCAGAUUAUAUGUAUGUAUGUGUAUACAUAAAUUAUGUGUGUAUAUAUAUUUAUAAAUAAAUGCAAAAACCGAAAGUUCAAGUUGAUAAGCUAAAGAGAAACGCUAUAAUAAUAACUGUUGCAAAGUGCAGUGUACGAAUCAUAUAUAUGCAUUCAAGAAAAUGGCCAUAGCAUUUGGACACAUUUUCUUUCCACAUAACAGAAUUUGAUUAAAAUUCAAUUUGUAAUGCUUAUGUAACUCAAACUCAUUUAACUUUUACUAAAUUAAAUUUCUCAUAACAUGCAGCUUAUAAUGAGCUUAGAUUUAUAUAAAUCGUGUUGGAAUUGAAUUUCGACAAAAAUUUGUUGAGAAGCUUUGAUUUUGUCGGUUGAAUUUCUCAAUAUUUUUAUUAAUCUAUUAUGUAUUUAAAUGCUGAGAUAAACGAAAAUACACACAUAUAGGUGGAAGGUUAAGUAUGCUGAAUUAGUAGCUAUGCUUUCUUUCUUGACUUUAAUUUAUAAGUUUCAGUCAGGUUGACUCAAAAUUACUUGGUGACUACUUCUGGUACAUAAACUCCAAAAUUAAUGACAUAUAACCAAUUAGAGCUUUUAAAUGUGCUUGAUUUGCGAGCAAGUCAAAUAUUUAGAAUUAAGUGUUUACUUAAAUAGCUUUGUUAGCUUCCAUAAAAAAAAAUUACUUCCAUGAUCCAUUAAGUAUAUAUAAACAUACUAAUGUCGACCAAUCUGUUCGAAGUAAAAAUUUGUUGCUCAUUAACUAUUUUGACGACCCUAAGUAUACUCCUAUGUAUGUACCUUUCUACAUCAGGAUUUGUUUGGAUUUUACAGCUUCUUUAGAUUCUUUAUUAAUAUACCUCAAUCGCAAUCUUGUGCCUGUCUGAUUAUCUUCACUGAUAUGUCUGUACUCUAUUGUAAUUCAUGUGAAUUCAAACCUUUUAAAAUUCUGUCUAGCAUAUAAUAGAUUUCUUAUGAAUAACAUAUAUAUUAAAGCACCAGUUAUUUACUAUUGAAUCAAGCUAGUAGCGCUGUAGGUAUUCAUUUCUGUUCUAAAAAAAAGCAUUCCAAAUUAAAAAAAAAAAAAAAAAAAAAUUGAGAGAAAACGUUAUUAAAAAUUCGUCUGUUUGGUAUUAAAAAUAAAUAAAUUAUAUUUAAAUAAAUUAGUUAAAUAUUUUUUAUUAUGUAAAGUUUCUAUUAUCAAAUUUUUGCAGCUUUUUAGUAUACAUAUUUCAUAAUUUCUAAAAUAUUUGGCACUGAAAAAUGUAGUUGCUUUUUAAAAAAAGAUCUUCAAUGUGUGAUUUUUUUCAUUUACAUUUUUUUAUUUUAUUCAAAUUAUUAUUAGCACUCUGCACAUAGUGAGUAAUGCGUAUAAAUGUUAAAAUUUAUCUUUAGUAUAUUUAUACUAUUCGAAAGUUUGCUAUGUAAUUAUGUUAAAUAUUAUUAUAUUAUGUAUCUGUACGUAAAUUUGCAAGAUGUAAAUACAACAGAAAAGCAAAACACUUUACAAUUGUAUUUGAAGUGAGCUGUGGCAAAUGUAAAGAUCGAUAAUUUAUAUUACCUUAAACGAUCAAUACCAAUAAUUCUGAACUGUUUUGUGUAAGUUUAUUGAUAAUAACGAAUCGUAGCUUAUGAUUGUAAUGAUGAUGAUAAUAAAAAUAAAAAACAACUAAAUAAA